Molecule: messenger RNA, 870 nt
Organism: Sphenostylis stenocarpa
Lineage: Eukaryota; Viridiplantae; Streptophyta; Magnoliopsida; Fabales; Fabaceae
Source: the annotation of a GenBank genome assembly
AUGGAAACGUUUCAGUUAUUCUCUUCCUCUGCUUCCGGCUUCGGAAUCUUCGAUGAAGCCGCACAACAUUCGCCUACCAUACCCCCUCCUCCUUGCGUUGAAGUCCUCGCUUCUGAGGUUCCUUCAUCCGCCAAACACAACGUGGAGUCUGUAAAUUUGGAUGGAGUUACAUUGUUAAAGGGGCGCGUGAGUACCCAACAAGUUUUUGGUUUGUCCAACUCCGACUUAAUUCCCGGAAAAUAUGAAGGAGGACUGAAGCUGUGGGAAGGUUCACUUGAUUUAAUUAAAGCCCUUCGUUCAGAUAUGAAAGCCGGGCUUAUAUCAUUUCGUGGGAAGCGAGUAUUAGAGGUAGGAUGCGGCCAUGGAUUGCCUGGAAUAUUUGCUUUGCUCGAGGGGGCAGCUGCUGUACAUUUUCAAGACUUCAAUGCUGAGGUCCUAAGUUGCCUCACCAUUCCUAAUUUAAAUGCAAAUAUUUCUGGAAAAUCUCAAGCAUCAUCAUCCAACCUAACAAUUUGUGACAAAGCAGAAGUUCGCUUUUUUGCUGGUGACUGGAGUGGAAUUGAUAAACUGCUCCCUCAUGUUAGUACAGAUGAUAAUCGUGGUGAUGGUUAUGACUUUAUUCUGAUGGCUGAAACAGUUUACUCGGUCAGCAGUCUCCAAAUUCUCUAUAAUCUUAUCAAGAAGUGCUUGCAACAUCCUGAUGGAGUGGUGUACAUGGCAGCAAAGAAGUAUUAUUUUGGAGUAGGCGGUGGAACUCGGAGAUUUUUGUCUCUGGUAGAAAAGGAUGGUGUCUUGACUAGUAGCCUGGUUGCUGAAAUCACAGACGGUUCAUCUAAUGUGCGUGAAGUAUGGAAGCUUGCAUACAAGUAG